Molecule: messenger RNA, 4280 nt
Organism: Ostrea edulis (European flat oyster)
Lineage: Eukaryota; Metazoa; Mollusca; Bivalvia; Ostreida; Ostreidae
Product: pre-mRNA 3' end processing protein WDR33-like
Exons: 16
Coding region: 304-3135 (943 amino acids)
Cellular component (GO): mRNA cleavage and polyadenylation specificity factor complex
Molecular function (GO): protein binding
Source: RefSeq, a predicted model, not a curated record
UUUUCUUCCAGUAUGGAGUUAACUCAUAUUUGAGUGUUUGUAUUCCAGUGUGAGGUGGGCAAACAGCUGAAAAUCCUUAAAAUUUCAACCAAACUAGCCACAAAGCAUUCCUGGGUAAAGGACAAUUGAAACUGUUUCAAAAAAGGGUCAUGAAAAAUAGUGGAAAUAGGGCAUGGUGAUUAAAACAUGUUAAGAAACACUUAAUCAUUGAAGUCUUGGUCAAGAUACAAUUAUGUGAUGAAGAUUUAAGUUUGUUCAAUUCAUGAGCCAAACGAGGACACCCUGGCCUGGAAAGGAAAGAAAAUGGAGGAAGGAGGUGUGCUUACCAUUCCAAUGCAACCAGCUCAGCCCCAGACAUUUCAAGUUUACCAAAGACCAAAUGCCCGAACAUUUCAGAGAAGAGGCCCACCCCAGGAUGCAAAGGGAGGAGCCCCAGAUGGUGACACUGCAACAGGUCCUGUCAUGUUUGAUGGGAAACGAAUGAGAAAAGCAGUCCACAGAAAAACAGUCGACUACAAUACGGCAGUUCUUCAGUAUUUAGAGAACCGAAUUUGGCAGAGAGAUUACAGGGAUAUGAGAGCCAUACAGCCAGAUUCAUUAUAUCAGAUUGAUAUUCCACCACCUAUAUCUAUGAUAGAGAACUCCAUGAAUUGUGUGACAACCAAAUUCAUUCGAGCAUCUACGAAUAAAUUCAGAUGUCCAAUAUUUUGUCUUGCUUGGACGCCUGAAGGCAGACGACUAGUCACUGGUGCCUCCAGUGGGGAGUUUACUCUCUGGAAUGGCCUCACAUUCAAUUUUGAAACAAUUCUUCAGGCUCACGACACAUCCUGCAGAGCCAUGCAGUGGAGCCACAAUGACAACUGGAUGGUAACAGCUGACCAUUUUGGUUACAUCAAAUACUGGCAGUCCAACAUGAACAACGUAAAAAUGUACCAGGGACACAAGGAGCCUAUUCGCGGGCUAAGUUUUUGCCCGUCGGAUAGUAAAUUUGCCACCUGUUCUGAUGAUGGAACAGUACGAAUCUGGGACUUCAUGAAAUGUCACGAAGAAAAAAUCCUCAGAGGUCAUGGAUCUGAUGUUAAAUGUGUUGACUGGCACCCACAAAAAGGUUUAUUAGCAUCCGGAAGCAAAGACAACCAACAACCAAUCAAAUUGUGGGAUCCUAAAGCUGGAACAAGUCUAGCCACCAUACAUGCUCACAAAGCAACAGUCAUGGAAUUAAAAUGGAACAAGAAUGGAAAUUGGUUGCUGACUGCCUCAAGAGACCACCUGUUGAAGGUGUUUGACAUUCGUAACAUGAAGGAAGAAAUUCAGACAUUUAAAGGCCACAAGAAAGAAGCCACAGCCGUGGCAUGGCAUCCGAUACAUGAAGGCUUAUUUGUGAGUGGAGGAUCCGAUGGGGCUGUGAUGUUCUGGAACAUGGGACUUGACAGAGAAGUUGGUUCCAUGGAAGAAGCUCAUGAAGGAAUGGUGUGGAGUUUAGCAUGGCAUCCUAUGGGUCAUAUUCUUGCCACUGGUUCCAAUGACCACUCAACGAAAUUUUGGACACGGAACAGACCAGGGGACAGGAUGAGGGACAGGUAUAACCUGAACACUCUCCCUGGAGGCUCGGAGCAUGAACUGGCCGAAUUUGACCCUGAUGCCACUGCUGGUCCCCUAAUUCCUGGGAUGGGACAGAUUCCAAGUGGACAGAUGUUAGCCACCAGUGAGGAAGUACAAGCAGAAGUAGAAGAUCUGCCAUCUAUACCUGGUCUGGACUGGUCUGCAGAUGAAAGCUUCUUCAAACAACAGGAACAACCUAGAAUGCCAAUAAAAAAGAUACCCUACGCCAAGCCCAUUCCGUGGGACUUUGAGCGGGCUUGGAUGACAAACAAGUUACCAAAAAUGGAAAAAGAGGAUUCCAAGCGACGACGUGACUUUGAUAGAGACUGGGAUAAAGACAACAAUAAUAGAAAAGACAGGCGAAACCGGGGAAGGGACAGAGACAGAAGGAACAAUGACGAGGGGUGGAAGGAGGAGGACUACAAUAAUGAGGAAAUGAAUUCUAACAGUAACUAUGACAAUAGGUUAAAUCCAAGUCAUGGACACAUGGGUGGAAUGAUGGGAAAUAUGCCACCUGGAGAUUCAAAUAAAGGCAGGGGCUCAUUCAACCAAGGACCAAUGCAGAAGAGAGAUGGAAUGGGCAACAGUGGUCCUGGGAAUAUGCGCAUGACUCCGAAUAAAACAAAUCCGAAUUUCAUGAAGGAAAACAUGGACUCUGGAGGCAUGAUGAAAGGGAACAUGGGUCCAGGUGGAAUGAACAUGAAUUCUGGAAAUUUUGGCAACAUGAACCCUAGGAACUUUGGUGGAAUGAAUAACAUGCCGUUUUCAGGUCCAGACCAAAGAGAGAUGUUCCCUAAACAGGGUCCUGGCCCCAUGAAUAACCCACCAAGAUUUCAAGGAAAUCAAGGUGGACAAUUUGGCCCAGAAUCUUUCCAAAACGCGAAUAACAUGCAGGGAAAUAACAUGCAGGGAAAUUCAUGGCGACAAAACAGAAAGCAGUCUGACAAGUUUAGUGGCCAGGACAACUUCCACGAAGAUAACGAUUAUCGCACCGAUACUGAUUUUAGACAGGACAACAAAAAUCAGCAAAGUUUUCGCGGUGGAAGAGGUGGGAGAUUUCAGAAUCGAGGGGACCAGGAUGAUCGUUGGAGUGAUAACUCUGGGCAGCAGUGGAGAAAUGAUAAUAACAUGCAGGAAAAUUGGGGAUCUGAUGGUGGCAAUUUUCAAAUGGACAGUGAUCCUAUGUAUGAUCAGAACUUUGGUGGAAAUACAGGGGGUAGAGGAGGCAGGGGUGGAAGAGGAAGAGGAGGGGGAGGAUGGAAUGAAAGACGAGGAGGAGGUGGUGGUGGUGGUAGAGGAAAUCGCAAUGAUGGGAAUUUCAAUCAGUCAGAUUCAUUCAAUCGCAAAAGAAAUUGGAACCAAGGACCAGGUGAUAGUGACUUUAAUAAUAGUGGACCUCGGAACAGUGGAUUCAAAGGAGGCAGUGGUUCUCAAGGGGGUUGGUCAGAUGAUCACAGCUCAGGGGGGAGAGGAAGGGGCCGGGGGAAUAGGGGAAAUCGGGGGUUCAGAGGGGGCAGAAGAGGAAUGUCUUAACAUUGUGAUGAUCUCGUCAUUUGCAUUUCAUUUCAUUAUAACAUUACAUGUGUUUGUAUAAUAAAUGGAAAGUACAAUGUUUCAUUGAUUGCAAUUUCAUUUCUUAUAGAAGUAAAAGUGAUACAUUUUAUACGAAAUAUUUUCAAAAGCAUUAUGUAUAAAGGUUUAGAAAGAUUUGGAACAAAUGCACCUAAUUUUAAAAUGUGUACAUGUAUGUACAUGCAGUUUAGGACACAUACAUGUAGUGCCUUGGAAUUGGAUUUUCUUUCUGAACUUUUAAAUUGUUGCAUGUGUAUAUACUGUAUUAGCUCACCUGAGCUGAAAGCUCAAGUGAGCUAUUCUGAUCACCUUUUGUACGUUGUCUGUCUGUCCAUCUGUCUGUAAAUCACAUUUUCAUCUUCUCCAGAACCACUAGACCAAUUUCAAUCAAACUUGGUACUCAUCAUCCAUGGGUGAAGGGGAUUCAGGUUUCGUCAAAUGAAGGGCCAUGCCCCUUUCAAAGGGGAGAUGAUCACGAAAAGACAAAAAUGGGGGGGGGGGGGGGUGUCAGAAAAGUUCAAAUUUACAUCAAACCUUCUUUAAAGUGGGGUAACAAAAGGGGAUCAGUUUUACAUGUAAUUAUAUAGGGAAAAUCUUUAAAAAUCAUCUUCUCAAGAAGCAUUGGACCAGAAACGUUGAAAAUUACAUGAAAGCUUCCUGACAUAGAGCAGAUUCAAGUUUGUUAAAAUCAUGGCCCCUUGGUGUAGGGUGGGGCCACAUUAGGGAAUUAAAGUUUUACCUGCAAAUAUUUAGUGAAAAUCUUCUCAUGAACCACUGGGUCAGAAAAGUAGAAACUUACAUGAAAGCUUCCUGAUAUAGAGCAGAUUAAAGUUUGUUAAAUCAUAGCCCCCAGGGGUAGGAUGGGGCCAUAUUAGGGAUCAAAGUUUUACAUGCGAAUAUAUAGGGAAAAUAUUUAUGGGCUGGGGGGCUCAGGUGAGUAAUGUUGCCCAUGGGCCUCUCGUUUUUAAAAGAUAUGUUUGAUCUUCAUCAUUUGUUUUCGUACAAAGCAGUGUUUUAUGAACUCUGCUUUUUAUCGUAAAAUUGAAACAAUUGUACAUGCAAGACUUUGAUAUAAUAAAACAAACAACAAAAAACAUGACAAUGAU